CGGUUUCUGCUUCGGUACAGGGGGGGUGGGGGAGACUCGUCAUGGCGACGUUUUGUGCAAACAAUGGAUUUGUGUCUGAGCGGUGCAUGGACUCGGCGGGGAAUCGCUGUCUGUUUCGGUGGAGACCCCCCUCCCCCACAUGGGUGUCUGUCGUCGCUGAAAAGGUUGACCGGAGGUGUGUAUCGCUGAUUGCAACUUGCCACUUCCACAUGUGGACCAUCGUAUAGCCUAUUGAACCAACGUUGGAUACCAAUGAGUAAUGACAGUAUUUAAUCAGCAAAGACAUUUUGGCUCUUGGAUUUGUCUUAAAUAUGAAGUCAACAGGACUGCAGCAAAACUUCAUCUGGUUUGUGGAAAAUAAGACCAAAGAAGCGCCCAGUAGGCGUCUCUGUUGUGAGAAAUGCCGCUUCUCAACCAAGGACAUUGAACUGUUUGAAAGGCAUGUGGCUCAUCAUGAGGAGGUGACCUUCUCUUGUACCCUGUGCAGCCAUGUCUCGUACUCCAGAGUUGAGUCCCAACGGCACAUUGUCACACACAAAGGAUCAUAUCCAUAUAAGUGUAACUGGUGCUCCUAUGGAGCAGUCAGGAGGGACUACAUGGUAAAGCACAUUCAGAGAAUACAUGGGAAACCUGCGGAUGGAAGUUUUACCACUGACUGUACUAUACCCAAUGCAAAAAUUGAACAUCUAUCUCAACAACAAAUUACUGAUCUGUGCCCUGACAUUUCAAGAACAUCAGGUGAACCUAUACAAAACGUAAAGUUUGUGAGUCAUUCGGCUGGGAAUGUGUUCAGUCUACUCCCCAGUGUAAGUCAGCCUAGACCCAGUGCACCGUAUCUUGUUGUCAGACCUGUGCACCAAACAACCAGUAACCAGACCCAUCUGAUCUGCAGCACAGCAGCUCAGUCAGUUACCAGCACAACAUGCAUCCUUCCUGUUUCUAAGACUGUCAAUACACCUCACAGUUUGCCCAGCACAAGUCACCUUGUAAGUAAAGUUACACAAAGUGUCAGCAAUCCACCAAAUAUUACAGUGAAUGAAGUAGAUCAUAGACUUCCUGGAAAAACAUCCUUGGGAAAGGCCAGUUCUCCAAGUGCACUUCCCAGAGUUCACGUUAGUAUCCCUGCAGAUCGUGCAAUUCCACAAAAAACACUGCUUCAGAGUCAAGUGGGAGCUACUACUGAGAAGACUGUCAUUCAGUCAAGAACAGUUUCAAAUAGUCAAGUUGUUUGUAUCUCUUCAGAUCAUACCAUUCAGCAAAAUCCACUGCUUCAGACCCAAGAGGCAGCAGUUACAGAGAAGACAGUCAGUCAGUCAAAAUCAGUUUCUAAAAAUCAGAUUGCUUUCACUGUUGGAACCAACACCCACCUUAAGACACUUCUCAGCAACCCAUUGGAAUCGUUUGGUCAAAGGGCUGUGGAAGCCCAAAAUGUGCCGACAACUUUGCCUGCACAGAGGCCGGUUCAUACGGGAGUUAUACGCAACUUGCCAGUGGCACAUGCUGUACAAAGGUCUCUUCCAUCGGGGGCACAUCCCAGCUCACCAGUCGAGCGGUUUGGACAAGGAGCACCGUCCAUCACACUUCGCACUCAGUGUGCAGAUAAGACUAAUCGACGAAAAACACGUCCCAACAUCCUUGCGAAGCGACCUGCAGAGAAGCUUGAACCAAGUACACAGUCCAGUGUCCAAGUGGAAUUGCUAGCACCUUUAAACCAGCCGAUUGAACACAACAGACCUUUGACAGUGUCAUGUCCUGAAGAGAUUACCAUCCCUGCUGGCUGCCUUGUUGAGCUGGUGGAGGUGAAAAAUGUCAAUGGGACUCGAGAAUUGGAGCUUCGGCUAGUCCCACAGCAGCCCACUGGACCUCAACUGGUAAGUUCAAGGAGCACCACUCCAGAUAGUACAGCAAACAGACUGUCCUUUAAAUGUAAGGUUGCCCCAGGUGAUAAUGGACCAACGAGACUGAUCCAUGGCACCAGCAGCUUACAGACAAAUGCCAUUCCUGAGCCUCCGGUCAAAGGAUCCCAUCUAAAGGAGCAUUCUACGGAUGUCAAAGUUGGUGUGAAAGAUGAACCUGAGGUAAAAGUGCUAUGGUCCAAGAUCAGUGUUACAGAGACUCCAGGAUCUUUAAGUGGAGGGUUCUAUAAUGUACCAAGGGCAGUGGCUAGGCCUUUAGAAUCACAUCAACCAUCUACUGGACGCAAAAAUGUUGCAAAAGCUACAGAACCAGUUACUCCAGUGCGCCAGAUGCAUUGCAGAGGAAGUGCCACAUCCCAAAGUGCAAACAGUGUGAAUGGUACAGUUGAAGGUCCUGUGAAUGAACACCGUGCUACUCGAGUCUCACUAAACAAACAUGAGGAUGUGGAAUCUAGUUAUCAAGGCCUUCCUGUGAUUUCAUCAGUUUUUUCACUGUGCCCUAGUCCUGAAGCAACUUUGAAUGGCAUCCACACCAGAGUAGGGAUUUUAGAUGAACAUGUAGUGGGGGUCCAGACAUCAUCAGGUUCAGAGUCAAAAAAAACUGUGGCAAAUGAUUCAACAGUAUGUAAAACUGACUUGAAAACAGAGGAAGAAACUGGCUUAAUGACUGAAAACAAUCCAAAAUCUAGCCUGAAACUGAAAGAGAAGGACUGUCUUUUAGAAGACACCAAAGUACUAGAUGCCGUAGUACCUGAAAAGAGAGACAAUGCUGAGAAGAGUCCCCCAAAAUUUCCAGAUGAUCCGAAGGACAAAAUUAUGCCAGAAAUGUGUAGUUCUUCAACAGAUACUCCACAGACAGAUGCAGAUCAAUCACUGGAGAUGAAUGUUUCACCAUUGAACAUUAACGACUUUUCCCCACAACGUGAGGAAAGGGAGCAAGCAUCCAUGUCAGAGAGCAAUGUACUUGUGCAGAGGGAAGGUCACCCUGCUUUGCCAAUGAAUCCUACAGUAGCUUUGGCCAGGAUUCCAAGUUUGGAUUUCUAUUCACUUGUAGAAUCUGCAAAGAAGGUUUCAAAGAGAGCAACUGGAGAAGAAAGCAUAACAGCCAGACCUGUUCUUUGCUGUACGUCAAACCAGCAAAAUGUGCAAGAGAGAGCCAUUAAGCUAGUUUUAAAGAGGAAACGCUCUGAAAGUGAAAACAGGGAUUCAGGUCAAGUACCACAGCCAGUAUUGGCACAGUUUGCUGUACAAUCUCCAUACAAAAAACAUAAAAAAGAAAAGAAAAGCGCUAAGAAACAUAAAUCCUCUAAGGUCAUGUUGGGUCUCAAUGAGAUCUUGGUGAAAGGUAAAAUAGGAAAACUGUGGUUAACCCCGUUAAAAGAAGAUCAGCUUGUCAAACUUCCAGCACCAAACCAACCCGUGGUGGUUCUUAACCUUCCAAACUCCCUACUCCAGAUGGUCAGUCAAGAUGUUCAGACUCAAAAGAAUUAUGAGUUGGUUUCUCCAUCCCAUAGCCCCCAUACCCAGACUGAAGAAGCCACUCCUGCUGAACUUGUGACGCAGUGUCCCUCAUUCAAAAUGAAACUGAAGAAAGUCCAGGGUCGGAAAUAUGAGGUCACUGAACUUGUUCUUAAGGGCGUCUCAGAAAAAAUGAUCCUGUGAAAAAGUUUGUAAACAACUUUGUUUUUACAGUAUUUCCUGUCCACUUGAUGUCUUUUAUGACCUUUCAGUGCACUACUAUAGCGCAUACUGUUAUUACUGUCAAACGCUGCUUAAAGGACAAAAACCCUAGACGGGACUGCUUACUGGAGUGACUGUCAACUUUCAACUUUGUAUAUAUGUGUACAUAACCUGCGGUACAGUUCCCCCUCCAGUCUUUUUAUAUAAAAAUGUUUGUUUUAAAGUUUUGCAAGUGUACACAAGGACUGGUAACUGAAAGUUUUCAGUCAGCUUAUUGUGGUAUUCAACUACUACUUUAGACAUUCCACUACAGAGUAUUUCUACAAUGUCAGUGUCACUACAUUUGCAAACUCUUUGAUGACCCUUUGUUUGGUGGCCUACCUCAUCUUGUUGAACGAGUGCCAUGUAUGAUAUGUAUUUUAAAAUGGUGUCACUAUUUUAGUUGUUCAUUGGGUCAAAGGUAUGAGUGUUAUCAGCCCUGUUUUUGUAAAAUGUGCCAACAUCAAUGUCAGUGGGACCAUCAGUUGGAUGUGAAAGCUUUUGUUUGCAGGAUGGUCUGCAUGACAAAUUCUUACUCCAGUGUUCUGUAUAUGAGAAUAUGGCUAUAGAGAAAGUAUAGGAGAGAUGCAGGAGGGCUGCAAAACAGUGGAAGCACCAGCAAGUAUGUAUAACAGUAAAAGUUUGGGCUGCUUGUUCUUUCAGAACAGCUUUGUUUUCUUAGACUCUUUUAUUCCUUUCUUGAGAGUAGGUGGCUGUUGAAUGUAGGCUUGGGCAGUGUGAUGAUAUCAUUAUUGGGAUAAAUAACAUCACAUUAGUCACAAUGUGCUUUUCAGGGCAUAUCAUGAUUAUUGCCAGUGCUUGAAGAAUAUAGAACAACUACAUUUCAUUACAAAGAGGGCACAAUUGUUGCAUGUUCCAACUUAUAAAACCUCAGAAAAACAAAAUAAAAUAUGAUGCACAUCUUGUAUCAUGAAAACCAAGUAUGGUGAUUAGUGCUAGGUAUCGAAAUUCAGUGAAUUGGUACUGAGCAAAUUAAUUCACAAAUUUUAGUAUCUAUUUCAAUAGUAGUCAGUGAGCCAGUAAACAUGCUCGUUCAGAAAUCUUUAUCUGUAUGCAUGUUAUUAACAUUGGCACUACUUGAUUUGCAGACUAAUCCGUUAUUGUCAGUAAACAACCAGCACAUAUUUCUUGUUUAAGCCACACCCACUUCUGCUUUGUUAUUUAAAUGAAAUUUCUUUCAGAAAUCUGUAUAGUAGUAUAGGUGUUGGUGUUUAUAUCGGUAUCGAGUAUUUCAGUAUGAUACCCAACCCUAAACGUGAUGUCAUCUUGCCCUCCCCUAGUAGAACAUAGCAGAAGUGAAUAUUGGUAUUGAAAUGAAUUAGAAACCCUGUGCAUUUUUGUUUAUGACCAUGGUUUUCUACCAUUUUGUUUUGACCAUGAAGGCAGAGGAGCAAUGUAAACGAACACAAAAUUAAUAGAGCAACGUCUGAAAAAAAAUCUUUAGUGGUAGGUAUUAUCAUAGUGGAAAUUCUAUUGUAUGUUUGGGAUGGAAAAAACCAAACCUAAGGCACAUCUAAGCAAUUUUUCUUUUCUAUGUCCAUGUUGGUUUCACAUUCCCAUGUUGUGCCCAGCACAUACAUAUUUAAGGGCAAUGCAGUGUUCUAUUCAGUCAUACAUUUGCUCCAUCACUGAUUCCUGUACAAAUGUAUAUACUGUGACAACUGGCACAGAACUUUUGAUAUUCGUGUUCUUUAUUGGACAUUUUGUACCUCAAAGCCCUAAUUGUACAUAAUUGAGAGGAGAUGAAGGUUCUAAGGGUUGAAUUCAGACUGUGGUUUCAUUACUGAAUUGUUGUUUGGUUCUUUGAGUGCCUUAAAAGGAGCAUUUCAUAUCCACAAUUUAACAGAAUCCCUUUUUGUAAAGUAAGUCUAGGGGCAGCAAUGUUCCUGUCUGUCUUUCUUUUGAUGAAGGUCACCUGACUGCUAAUUCUUAAUCCUAUAGCUGUACGAUGUGGCAAGAAAUGUUGACCAAAUUGUUAUAUCCAUGCUCCAUCUACAAAUGUGUUCAUUAUUAGCAACUGUUUGGACAGGUUUUAAAGCAGAGGUGCCCAAAGCUUCUGUCCCAGGGGUUCUCGCACUACAAUACCCAGCAUGCUUUACGCAAAUACAUUAAAAUCACCAUUUGGAAUCUUCCCCACUGGAAUAAAGCAAUCCUGUAGCUGUUACUUACUAAUGAGUUGUUCUAUUUGCAUUGUGGUUAGUGACUAAUAUUGGUGUCCUAGAUUUUUGAAAAUUUGAACACUGGUCAUGAAAAGUAUUUAAAAAUAUAUCUUAGAAACAACAACGAUGCACAUCUUAGGGCAACUUAGGGCAACCGUCUGGUGAGCCAACUUUGGUUCACCUUGGGCAGCAAAAAUACCAUUUCAUGUAAUAAGAAAUUGUAGCAUGCAACUCAAAACAUGUAAAUUAUUCAGAUUGGACUGCUAUAUUGUUUAUUUAGAGUUGCUAAGUAACUAGGUUUUUGUUUUGAUGAGAAUCAACACUAGGCAGGCUGUAAAUGCAAAGAAUUUCCUAUCAUGCUAACAAUAGCUUGAUUACACAACAAAAACAAAGACUACAUGCGCUCUGUUCUAAUAGUAACCCUACAACAUGCAUAUGAAAUAAUAUUAUUUAAAAUUAAAAAUGCUCUGAAUUUGCAUGUUUUGACAAAGGCUCAUUGAGUUGUGCUGUACAAUUUCUCAUUGGGUUGAAUGGGAUUUUUGCCAGCAUUCUGUGAAGGUUGUCCAGUCCUGUAGCAGUUGCUAUGAAACAGCAUAUUUGUAGGUGUAGCACAAAUAGGUCAGUUCACAGUUAGGAAGGAACCACAUGAAUAUACCAUCAUAUCCUUUCUUUGACAUUCUGUAAAUGAGAAAUGAGGAAAUCAGAGACCCAGGCUGACUAAGAAGUUAUGAGUUUGACUUAAAAUACUUUAAUGGGAAUUUGUUUGUAAAUACAUUGCUUUGUGUUUAAAAAACAUCAGUGUAUUUGUGUAAUGUUUUGACUCAAUAAAA
This is a messenger RNA of Colossoma macropomum (tambaqui), 6645 nucleotides long. RefSeq lists its product as uncharacterized. The record is from RefSeq and is a predicted model, not a curated record. The transcript has 2 exons. Gene Ontology annotation, molecular function: RNA polymerase II transcription regulatory region sequence-specific DNA binding; DNA-binding transcription factor activity, RNA polymerase II-specific. Bases 312 to 3578 code for a protein of 1088 amino acids. Gene Ontology annotation, biological process: regulation of transcription by RNA polymerase II. NCBI's taxonomy places the organism in Eukaryota, Metazoa, Chordata, Actinopteri, Characiformes, Serrasalmidae. Gene Ontology annotation, cellular component: nucleus.